Solanum pennellii is the source of this 965-nucleotide messenger RNA. RefSeq names its product protein LURP-one-related 4-like. The record is from RefSeq and is a predicted model, not a curated record. Lineage: Eukaryota; Viridiplantae; Streptophyta; Magnoliopsida; Solanales; Solanaceae. The transcript is spliced from 3 exons. Bases 117 to 719 code for a protein of 200 amino acids.
UUUCAACUUCUCUAUUACUCAUCACACCAAAAAUCAAAUUCCAAAAUCUUCUCUCAAGCAAUUUCAUUUCUUCAAAAUUACAAAAAAAAAGUUAUAAAUUUAAUUUUACUCUAAUUAUGGGUAAAAUUCAUCCAGAAAAUAUAUCUUCCCCUUCUUCUUCAUCUUCUUCUCCUUAUGUUACAUCUAAUAAAGAAAUAUUUACAAUAUGGAUGAAAUCACUAGUUUUUCAUGGAAAUGGAUGUACUGUUUUUAAUUCCAAAGGUGAACUUUGUUUUAGAGUUGAUAAUUAUCAAGAAAGAUGUAGCAAUGAAGUUUUUCUUAUGGAUCUUAAUGGACAAGUUCUCUUUUCCAUCAAAAAAGAGAAAUUGAGAGUUUUUGGUAGAUGGAAUGGAUAUUUAUGUGGUGGAUUUAAAGGAAGGCCAUGGUUUCAAGUGAAAAAGAAUUGCACAUUUUCAAGAGGAAAUGUUAUAUGUAAUGUGAAUUUGGGAUAUGAAAAAUCAAUUGAAAGUUGUUAUAAGAUUCAAAAAUUGGACAAGAAGUCAUCAUUUAAAGUUACAAAUAGUACUGGAGAAAUUGUUGCUGAGUUAAAACAAAAGCAAUCGUCGAGAGGAUUUGCAUAUGGAGAUGAUGUGUUAACUCUAGAAGUGGAACCCCAAGUUGAUCAAUCGUUAAUUAUGGCAUUAGUGACAAUUUGUGGCUUAAUUAGUCGCAAAUUAUGAUCAAGAAAUUAAUUAUAUGAAGAAUUCAAGAAAAUUCAGAUAUAAUACAUGGGGCUCUUCAAUUUGAACCACCAUUCUAACUUUAGAAUGUGUUGUGUGCAUUUUUAUUUUUAUUUUUAUUUGUAAACUUUUAGGACAAAAAAAAAAGAAGAAACUAAAUACUUUAGUUUGAUUUUGUUUUCUUUUCUAAUUUUGUGAAAGAGUAAUUCAAAAGGGAUUAAUCUUACCUCCUCCUUUUUAAAAUUA